CAGCCUCUUCCGGGAAGCUGCCGUGGCCCCGACUGUCAGCGACUGCGGUCCGGGAAGCUUCUGCGCCCUCGUGGAAUUGGCGCGAGAGCCUUGCAAAGCAGCAACAGCAACUCACAUUUCGUGAUAUAUUGCCUCUGGACCUGGAGGUUCCAUUAACCUGUAUUUGCUAAAACCUGUCGAUAAGAACCUCUUCCGCAUCUCCCCACCCCGAGACAUCCAUGGCUGCCAUUGUGCCCCGGGCAGACUCCCCUGGCACAGACAUCUUUGCUACCCGCCACGGUUUCUUCGUCGUCCGCUCGGACCUGGGUUGUUUCCUCCAAGUGCUCGACUUCCGUUUGGGGCAGGACAUCCAAGUGUGGGAUCUGCACCCGGCCUGCCGUGGUGGGGACCACUACGUGGGGGACCCCACGAGCUCCGCCAUCUACCUCCUUCGCGGGGACUCGUUCUGCAAAGUGCUUGACCUGAGCUCCGAGCCGCCCUCCAGCGCCCUCCCGUUGCACCCCAGCUGCCAAGGAGGCGACCAUUAUGCCUUCUGCGAGGGCCGGUUCUUCAUCUUUUUCCUGACACGUGGCGUGGUCCUAUCCGUGGCCGACCUGGCCACUGGGGCCACAGCUAAGGAGAUCUGCUUGGAGCCGGCACUACUCAACGGACUGUAUUACUAUGGUGCCGAUGCCACCCACCUCGCCUGCUUAAGGAUGGAUGAAGAAAACGGCCUUUGUGGCUACCUUUUUGCAGUGGCAGGGCACAAGGAGACCUUCUCCGUCCACCCUGACGUGGUCUCCUUCCUUCCUGGGGGGCUGGGCCAUACCCACGGGGCUGCCUUUGGCGCUUGGGAAUGCCUCAAGCUGAUCUCCAAUGCCACAGACCUGCCCAUGCCCAGCAGCCACGAAAUCACCCGCAAAGUUGGUUCCUCGAAGCUGGCGUUCAGUCAGAAAUACCACGUCUCAGGAUCUCUGGACCCGGAGUCCUUGGCCGUCUCCCUCCUGCAGCACCAGUUUUCCCUCCCUGUCGCUUACGGUGGUCUGGGGCUUCGGACGGAGCAGGAAGAGUGGGAGGAGGCAGCCGAGGAAGGAGAGGCUUUGCGGGUGAUCUUGCAACCCCGGCAGAAGCUCUACUGGUGGCAUUACCAGCUGGGGUUGGGCAAAGAGCCCCUCCUCUACUGCCGGUCUCUGAAGGUCACCCGCAGCCCCUCGCCACCCACCCAUAUACCUCUGCCACCGGUUGAUUCUUGAUGCCAGGACUAAGCGACAAGAAUCUGAUGUUUGUUUUGGUUGGGGUUGUGCAUUAAAAAAAAGAAAAAAGCACUGCUUGCUCCCUGCCCUGCCCUCCCUGCUGUGCUUCCUGUUUGUUUCAUUGUUACACCCAUUUCACAGGCGGUAAAAACAAGUUGCUGGGCUUCUCUUGAUGUAGAAGGGGCCUCUGUCACACUUGGUGGAGGUCAUGAAACCACUACUGUUCAUCAAAUAAUAAAAAAUA
Molecule: messenger RNA, 1476 nt
Organism: Lacerta agilis (Sand lizard)
Lineage: Eukaryota; Metazoa; Chordata; Lepidosauria; Squamata; Lacertidae
Exons: 2
Coding region: 219-1232 (337 amino acids)
Source: RefSeq, a predicted model, not a curated record